Messenger RNA from Ciona intestinalis (vase tunicate), 3893 nucleotides. The record is from RefSeq and is a predicted model, not a curated record. NCBI's taxonomy places the organism in Eukaryota, Metazoa, Chordata, Ascidiacea, Phlebobranchia, Cionidae.
ACCCAACUGCGGUCAAAAUUUUAACGUUUUGUUUGGAAAAUGGGUUAACUUACUAACUUGGCUGGUAAAAAUUAGAUUUUAGCAACAAAUUUUCACCAACAAGUUUAAAAUGUUGUACAUUUGAGAAUCUAUUGAGAACGUGAAACAAUUCCUGAAAGGAAAAAAGGCAUAAACUUUUCCUUUUUACAUUACCAUGUCCUGCUAAAGAUAUAUAUGUUUAGUAGGCCAAGGUUUUACCAUGAAAUACGUUUUAGUGUUCAAAUUACGUUUCAGUUUUAUUAUAAAACAAAUAGUUUAAUCAACAAAUGACGUCAUAUACAAUGACGUCAUUUUAAGGUUAGGGGCCAACAAUUAACACACAAAAUUUGACCCUAUUCCACCCCGUAUCACUAACAUUGUAGCAACGCGAAAUAAACAUGUCCACAACUCUUUCAAGUCUUUUGUUUGCCAUCGGCCGGUAUUAAGUAAACUCAUGUAAUGUAGGCGGAUUCUUUGGCACAAUUUAGCUUGUAUGCGUAUUGGGUUACCUAUCAUACGAUCACUAUUUAGAUCUUGUGUCGACAACGGCCUGGAAACUAUAGCGUGAGAUUUGUGGAAAAGCACUAUACAGGUCUUUACACUGUCAAUUGGUAACUCGUAUAAGCGGACACAAAAUGUUGAACAUUAGUGUUGUAACGUCUGUCGUUUUAUCGUACACGUGAGGAUAUAGGGCAAGCUAAAAUCAUUUAUUCAUUUGUACAAGGUUGUGUGAUGUAAAAUCAUAAGAGUUGUUAAAUCCAGCGUAUCUGUAUUUGCAAGGAAAUGAAAUGGAAUACACUGUGCUUGUUUUUAGUUGGACUGAUUGUAAGAAAAAGCCAUGCAUUCGAUCAAACAAUGGUGGCUUCAGCAGUUGGCAGAGAGGUAGUUGACGCUACAUUGCAGAAGAUUCACGAGUCUGGAAUAUUUACAUCAGACUACGAAUUUCUUCGAAGGAUUGCAUACGCUGAGACCAAAUUUGGCGCUGCCGGCUUACCUGUUAAUGAACGUGGAGGUCUAUGGCAGAUUGACGACAACAUACAUCAAUUACUCACGACUUCCACUACUGUAACCACACAGCUUGAAGCAAUUAGAAAUACAUUCAACCUGACUACAUUUCUAACAGAUGCAAUUUACGAAACGCCUCUGGAGUCGGCGUUGGCGGCAAGACUGUACAUUCAACAUGUACAAGGUACUUCUGUCGUUCCUGCUGCAAUAAAUGAGCAAGCAACAUGGUGGGCAUUUAACUAUAGAACCUCCAGCACUUCGAAUGUGUUUGAAAUCUCGGCAGCGGAACUCGGCGUUAACGAUUUUAACAAUUGCGGAAGCUUGGGCGCUGACAUAAUAUUCUUGGUUGAUGGCGCAUCUUCAAUAGGAGCUACAAACUUUCAGCAUCUUCUAGACUUCGUUUUAGCAACUGGUGAAAUUUUCAAUCAGACCACAAACAGAUACGGGUUAACGGUUUUUGCAACAACGAGCACAACGUAUGGGGAACUAUUUAAUGUUACAAGCAGAGAUUUCUUGAACGUUGUUGCUGGUGCGAUGCAGCCACCAGGAGAACCAUCAACAUGGAUCGGGUCUGGAAUACAAACCGUGCUCGAUAGUGGCUUUCAAACUUCCAACGGUGCGAGGCCUUCUUCGAUGGCAAUUCCUAAGAUCCUCGUUCUAGUGGUCGCUAAUCCAAGUAACGACCAACUAUCAUCUGCGGAACUGGCCCAUGCUGCUGGUAUCACAACAUUCGUGGUAGGUACGGGUAACGCGCUCACAUCAGAAAUGAACCAAAUAGCAGAGGACCCUGACGUCACACAUACAUUCCACACACCAACGUUUACAGAACUUUCUCAUUUUUCACAACAACUUGCGAACCAGCUAUGCAGAGUUUCGACCGAAGUUCAAACAAACACAGAAAUUGCGACCACAAUACCACCGGGUAAAAAGUUCACGUUCAAGGUUGCUGUUCUUUCAAGUUCGGACACUGCAACUUUAAAAAUCACUAAAUCUAAAACAACAGCGCAUGGUAUCGUGUAUAUAUCUGGUUCAACUCCAAAUCCAAGUGAAGCAUAUUACGAUCUAGCAGUAGAAAUUGAACAGGGUUCGACGGUUAUUACAAUCGACACUAGCAACAUAACUUUCAAAUCCAUCUCGGCCCGAAGUAAGGCUAGAUAUCCAAAAAGUCACUCCGCAGAAUUAUACGUCACUGUGACGUCAACAGGUGCUACGUCACUGGAUUUUACAUUCAAUGUCUCCAUAUCUGUAUUUGAAAUUCCUGUUACAACGGUUCCAACUGUUGUGGUCGGUGGUGGAGACGAUACAUCGACUGUUGUGAUUUGGAUUAUCAUUGCGAUAUGCGUUUUUCUUUUCGUCUUCUUGAUCAUAGCGUGCAGGUUCAUGUGUGUACCGUGGUUCUUGUUUGGAGGGAAAACAAAGCAAAGAGAUUACCCCAGGAUCGUCAGCCAUGAUAUCGGCACUUCUGUACAGAAUUUGCAAGACUUUCAAAGCGAAAUACAUAUUCUGGAUACUAUGUCGUUGGAUGUAGAGUCUAUUGUAGCAAUACAACCAGAGAGAGAAGUAACACCCAUCUUACUACGAGACGAAGAUCGACAUCAACAGUUAAGACGGAAUUUAGAAAAAGCGAUGGCCGAGGGAAAGAAUUGGAAAGAGAUACAGAGGUGUUUGGAUGAAUUUGAAAGAUCUGUAGCUUUAGCGCCAUGUGGCGAGGAAGACUACGCUCUCUUGGAGGAAGCAAACAAAUUCAUAUUUGAAGAAAAGAAGAGAUUUCUUCACAAGCAGCUAUUGAAGGGCAUAGAACAUCAGGAUUAUAAGUUAUUGAAAAAAACUCUCGAAGAAAUUGAUCAUUCUGACAUGACGCCUUCGAACGAUCACGUGUUCGAUCGUGACGUGGCUCACGCGCGACAUCUUCUGGAGAGAACAAACCAACUGGAAAAGGCGCGAGAAGCUGUGAUGUCUAUCAGUCAAACUAUGAUAUCAGAAAUUCGAAGUUACGGAUCACCACCCGAUGCUGUGAAGUCAGUGAUGAUAUCAACGUAUUUGUUACUUGGGGAAAAUGAGGACACUUUGCAGGACUGGAAAGUGAUUAGAGCCUUACUUGGUCGUAUGGGAAAAGCUGCUUUAAAACGGCGGGUAGUUGAACAAGAAGCAGUUGACAUAAAACCUUCAGUUGCUGCUCGUGUUUCACAAGUAAUUAACGACACCAAUAUUGAUGAAGUUGAAGAUAUAAGCAAGGCUAUAUCUUAUUUCUACGCAUGGUGCGAUACUAUGCUAGAAGAAGUGAAGGACCACCAUAAUAUUGACAACUUUGAUGAAUUCCUGAAGCCAAGCAUACCAGUGGAGCGCAAAAAGUUAAAAAAGAACAAAGUUUCGCCAAUUCCUAUCCCGGUAGAAGCGUUGCUGGGUUCGAAGCCCGUUUCGGCUGCUGUUGAUGCGUUUGGUGAGUUAGAUGACCGAGCCUCCCCGGAAGGUAUUUCAAGAGAAGCGGAGCAUGUGGAGGAAACGAACUCCGGGGGAGAUUCUGAAGAUGACGAUGAUGUUGCGUCGGAAGAAAGUCUUGCAGAGGUGGAAUCUCAAACAAUAGAUGAAGAAGAAAAAGUUCGAAUUUUCCAGAAAAUCAAUUGGCAGAUAAAUCACCUUCGUUAAACGCAACACCAAGUUCGCCAAAUAAUGAUGAAACUGCUGAAUCGGACAGAAGCUCAGAACAGUCUUCAAGUCGGAUAGAAAAGGAAUCAGUUCUGGUGCCAGAAACCGCAUGAAAUUAGUUCUCAUCUUUAUUAUUUUAAAGUAUUAUGACGGUGUGUAUUAAUGUGUACAUGUCACUUGUUCUUAAGUUCGCACGCCUGAAUACAAGAAUUUUGCAAUUGCCA